AGAGCAGUUGCGUCAGUGCUGUCAACAUGACAGAACUCUACCUCGCCCGCUAAAGAAAGUACAGAAACACACAUGAUCCGCAUAACGAACUUGAGCCGCUUGUUGUGAUCACUUAUAACGCAGAUUGUAUGAUGCCGUCUGUAAUGCGAGAGCGGACAGUGGCCAGGUUUUGCGGCCUUGGCCGGUUAACCAGUCAUAAAACUAGAGUGCCCAGACCUGACGAUGACACUCGCUCUUCUUCAGCUUUGCCUGGUUCUGAUAGGGUAACCUACAUCAGGGAAGACUCGAUUUUCUUCAAUCACCAGGCUGCCAGGACGCUGCUCAACAAUUCUUACGUCGUGUUUAGUAUUCUGCAAAAGCACAAGCUGGCGAAAAAUCGAAAUGCAGACACGAAUUUUGACCCUGGCUACGAAAUAUUUGACGUAGACCCUGCGGACCUGUCUUUGGUUCACGUUAGCAGGGCUUACAGGCGGUUUCUAAGAGACUGCACAGCAGAGCUGCUGAAAAACAAGGACACAAACAAAAUGGAAACAUUAUACUUGAGCUCAAUUUUCUUCAGUUUGGAGUUGAUUUUCCACUUGGCUGAAAUCCUCAACUUAGACCACAGUCAAAACUCUCACAUGGUGCCAAAGUUGCAAGAAUGGAUCCAGUACUACUUCAACGAAAGCAGCGACUUGGCCGACUCCGUGAUCAAAAGCAGGGACGACAAAAGUCCAGUCGAGUGCAAUCCGGACUUCUGGCCAGCUGUGACCGGCCUGAUCAUGACUGCGCAGUGCAAGGAGGCGAGGCGGCUGCUGGGUCUGCACUCGAAGAAAGAAACGCCGGCCAUCCGCACGCUGCGCCAACUGCUUCACUCGAAACCUGAGCUGCAGUCGUCGGGAGGCGCGUCAGUGGCGAUAAAUUUUUCUGUCCAGUGGGAAGCGUGGCUCAAAGAAGUGAGGAACCAGCUGAUCAGCGGCGUCUUCAGCACCAACCAGCACUGUCUUGAGCUCGCAGAGCUGCUCGCGGGCGAUAACAAAGCCGAGAAGCUGGUUUACGAGAACAGCGAGACGUGGUACAAGUUUCUUGUCACCUACGUCAGCUACUGGAAGCCAACAGUGGAAUCCUUUCGCCUUGGGGAAAUUGCCCGCAAGAGCAUGGAGCGCUUCGGGAUGGACUCGCAAAUGAAGGCCGUGGAUAAAAUUCUGCUGGCUCUCUUCGAAUCGGACUUGUACCAGGUAAUUGAAAGCCUCCAGGAAUUUGCCGAGUCUGGCUGGGCCUCCUUGCACAUGACCGACCUGCUCUACCAUGCUGGUCUCCUCUCAAAUGUUGUGGGCCAAGAUAACAAAAUUGCAGAAAAUUUGCGAACUGACCUGAUCAUCCAGUUUGGCACUCUUCUAGCUGCAAAUGAUUGCGUUUGGAGAACUGGCCUCUCCUACCUGGACUUUGCUGGAAGCCAGGGUGUCGGACACAUCGACCUUAUCCUCCAAUCCAGAGGGCAAAAAUCGGCAAAGGACGCAGAAAUCUUGCUCUAUGAAGCAGGCAAGAGAAAUUUGGUGAAAGCAGAGCGGACGAUUUGUUCAGUGGUUAGCAGGCAGUACUUGAUGGAGAAGAGGUUGGGCAGUGCCCUCAUGUGGGCAAUCAAAGGCGACAACCACAGUUUGGCCUCCAGCGUGGCUGAACUUGUUCUUCGAGAGAUGGCGGUGAAUGAUGAAUACUCUAUAUCAGACGUGCUCCCCGAUUUGGGCACCAGCAUCAUCUCUAGCGGACACCUUGUCUUCCUAGUGAAAUACAACGAGUAUUUGACAAAGUAUCAUGACGGUAAUAAAAAAGAAGCAGUCACCAUUCUCAUUGAUCUGAUUACAUCUGGAUUGGCCCCGCCAUACUUCAUCCCGGUUCUUCUGAAGAAGUCUGCUCAAGCCGCAAAAGAGGCUGUCAAGGUGUUCAAUUCUACAGAUUUGUCCAAUAUACUCGGAGUCCUUGAGGAAUUAGUCGUAACCGCUCAUAUAAAUGGAACCAAGGAUGCAAAAAGCGCUGUUGCAAGUCUCGAGAGCUCCGAAAGGGAAAUUCGUGAGGUGCUGGCCCAAAGCAUCUGUCAGGCCGAAAUUGCCGAGUUGGCAAAGGUGUAAACUUAUCUAUGCAUUUUUUUCAUUAAGAAUAAAGACAUUUAUUUUGAA
This is a messenger RNA of Cloeon dipterum, 2156 nucleotides long. It is a transcript of the gene Nup75, whose product is annotated as nuclear pore complex protein Nup75. The transcript is spliced from 9 exons. Gene Ontology annotation, molecular function: structural constituent of nuclear pore. Lineage: Eukaryota; Metazoa; Arthropoda; Insecta; Ephemeroptera; Baetidae. Gene Ontology annotation, cellular component: nuclear pore outer ring. Gene Ontology annotation, biological process: mRNA export from nucleus; protein import into nucleus; positive regulation of DNA-templated transcription. The record is from RefSeq and is a predicted model, not a curated record. Bases 129 to 2108 code for a protein of 659 amino acids.